AUGGAAAAUUUACCGCUUUUACCAGGUUAUAGUUUUCAGGAUUCGAAUAUUCAAGACUAUAGAUUAUUACAAAAAUUUAAUUUUUUAAACGGUUAUCGCAUAGUACGUGAUAGCAAUAUUGGUAUUGGAGGAAGACCAAUAGAUGCUGCAUCUACUGCUUACAUAAAAGAGGAAGAUGCUGUAUACUAUGAUCCUUCAUUAACGUAUGGUCGCGUAAAACAAUAUGCAUAUCGGCAAUUUAUUCCACAUUAUGCGCUAUUUGCGCAGAAAUGUCUGUUUUUUAAAGCGUUUUUUCGCCAAGGAGUGUUUAACUCUCCAGAUGAACAUUUUCGUAUACGUCACGUAAAUGUAUUAUAUUUUUUGGAAGAUAAUACUUUAUGUAUAAUUGAGCCUGUUAUUAAUAAUGCUGGCUUUAAACAAGGAAAGCUUGUUAGACGUAAUAAAAUUGUAAAAAAUGUAAAUGGUGAUACAUUUCAUUGGAAGGAUUUCAAUGUUGGAGUUGACAUAUGUAUUUACGGUAUAGUUUAUCAUAUUAUCGAUUGUGAUGUAUUUACUAAAGAGUUUUUAAAUAGCCAAGGUAUAGAUGUUGGAGAUAAGGAAGAACCUCCUGUAGAUCCUUAUACAGAAUUGUGUAUGAAAAAACAAAAGGUACCGACAUGCAUUACACAAAUUCCAGACGAUGCUAGACGGCGGUUUUUAGAAUAUGAUAAAAUGGUAUUAUCUUUUACCGCAAUUUGGAAUGACGAUGUUUAUCGGAUUAUGUAUUUCUUAACGGACGAUACAAUAGCCGUUUGCGAAAUACGAAAACCUAACAGUGGUAAAGAUCCAGUACCAAUGCUAUUAAAAAGACAGAAAGUACCAAAAGAUUGGAAAAAUUUGUCACCAUCUUAUCCUGGUGCAUAUAUGGAAUGUGGUGAUUCAGAUAUCAUUGAAUAUUAUACACCAAAAGAUUUUUUAGUAGGUGGUACAGUUUUUAUCUUGAGUCGACGUUUUUUUCUGCAUGACUGUGACUCUUUCACACGAAAAUAUUAUUCAGAUAUGUUAGGAAUAACACAACCAAAAGAAAUUCCGCUUUCAAUUAAAGAAAUUAAGUUAUCAUCAAAGUAUAAACCUCCGCCCCAUAUCAUUUUUGGUACACCCGAAGAUACUUAUACCAGUUGUCUAUCGUUCCUGCCUAAGCCGCCUAAAAAGGAUGUUGUUCGACAACUUCUUAAUUUUCCAAAUAAGCUACGUUAUUCUAUGAAGAUGGACGUGGUACACCCGGAGGAUAAGAAUCGUGAUUUCAUUUUAGAAUAUAGUUUAAGUGAAGGGACAAUACUUGUGCACGAACUUGAGAAACGCAAUUCAGGGCGUUAUGAGGGCUGCUUCUUGAAGGCAACAUUGGUCCCAAAAUCAAAAACCGGAAGAGACAAUCCGCAAUAUUAUACUCCUCAAGAUUUUUUUAUUGGAGCAAAAAUUAAUAUUUUCAAUCAUUAUUUUAUUAUAAACGGAGCUGAUCUUUUUGUUUAUCGCUAUACUGAAGCGAAUCCUGAAAAAUUUCCGCAAGAAAUACGGGAUAACAUUCGCGAUUAUUUUGUGAAACAGAAUUUACUUCGCGAAGAUAUAGAGAUUGAAACAAAAAAAUUACAAGAUCAGAGGGAUACAAAAUUACAUUCGAUCAAACCUGCUGAAGCAACUAUUGAAGGUGAUAUAAUGACACGAUGUAUAAACGAUCUUGAGGCUCAAGUUAAAUGUAAGUACGAAGGAGAACAAGGUGAAUUAAGAUCGCGUCAGGUACCAUCAGAAGAAUUAUGUCCAAAUUUGAGAACAACAGAUCCUAUGCAAUUGUUCCAUCAAUGUCAAGAUUCAAAGAUAUUCACAGAAAAAGAUACAAAAAAGGAAGUAAGAUGGGAUGAUAGGGUAAAACAAUAA
Messenger RNA from Habropoda laboriosa, 1911 nucleotides. Its product is annotated as EF-hand domain-containing protein 1-like. Gene Ontology annotation, biological process: mitotic spindle organization; mitotic cytokinesis; cilium-dependent cell motility. Lineage: Eukaryota; Metazoa; Arthropoda; Insecta; Hymenoptera; Apidae. The record is from RefSeq and is a predicted model, not a curated record. The transcript has 5 exons. The coding region runs from base 1 to 1911 and encodes 636 amino acids. Gene Ontology annotation, molecular function: alpha-tubulin binding. Gene Ontology annotation, cellular component: mitotic spindle; axoneme.